GUAAGGUCAUAAACAUUGAACAACAUUGGUGGCUUUUAAAGGGUCUGCAAACAUUGGAUACAUUAAUUAGUCAUGAACCUGAGUCAGUUGGCUAAUUUCUGCCGAUGUUGAUUUUACAAAAUCUUUGUAGCAUGGAAUAACUGAUGAAGAAUAAUUCUUAGCUGCAAUCUUACAGGUUUUAGGUUUUGUUGGCUUGCCACACCGGAAGACUUUGAGGAAAAACAGAAACUAAAUGUUUCAACCUUGGAAUGUUUAGCCAAAGCAUUAAGUAAAAAACCCCUUCAUUCCUUGCUGAAAUUGCUUUGACUCCAAUCCUGCAAGAAAUUAAAAGUCAGAGCAGCUUUGUGAAGCUAAUGUUUCUGGAACUUCAACAAGGAUGUUGGUGUUUCGUUUGUCAGUGAUGAUCAAGCUUUUCUUCCAGUUGGAUGCAUCUGUUUGUCCUGAGAAGUGUGACUGCUCUUCAAAAAAUGCAAUUUAUUGCUCUGGUCCCCACAUAAAAGACCUGGAAUUGUUAAAUCUGCCUUGCAACAUGACAGAAAUUCACAUAACAAACGCUAACAUAUCGUACUUGCAGGAUGUUUUUGCUAGGAUGGAGGAACUGCAGCAUCUCAUCCUGUCUUCAAACAACAUCGCUCUGGUUUCACCAAUGGCUUUUAAAGGCUUGGGAAGGCUAAAAGUCCUCAAACUGCUGGAUAAUAAGCUGGUUGAACUUCCCCCAGAGGUAUUUGAUGACAUAGUGCAGCUUCAGCAAUUGAUCAUUGAAAGUAACAGGUUGAAAUCUAUUGAGGAAAAUCUGUUUGACAAACUGGCUGGUUUGCAGGAGCUUUACUUGAACAAAAACCAACUAACAGCACUUCCCAGUGGUGUGAUGAAGAAACUCACCAAACUCAGAAUACUGAACUUGUCAAGAAAUUACUUAGCAGCACUGCCUAGAAAUAUAUUUAGUGCAUUAGCCAGGCUUGAGAGGCUGAUGCUGUAUAUUAAUAGGCUGUCUUCAAUAGAGUCUGGGAUGUUUGAUAGCCUGAAGGAGCUGCAGGAGCUUUUCCUGCAUUCCAAUAAUAUCCAUUCCAUUGCCCCUGAUGCAUUUCACUGUCUUCCUAAACUAAGAACGCUGACGCUUUCCAGGAACAGGCUUCAGGUUUUGCCUUCUGGGCUUUUUUUGCGCUUGCACGACCUGUCUAAACUGACCUUGUACAGGAACCCACUGAAGGCUCUUCCAGAGGUACUGUUUGGAGAGAUGAGGCACCUUGGUAGCCUAUGGCUGUAUCAUACAAAGCUCUCAACAAUACCAGAUUUUGUGUUCAGUAACUUGACAAAUUUAGAGCUUCUUGUGCUGAGUUUUAACCCAGAGCUUACGGUUCUUCCUAGGAAUGUGUUCAGUGGCCUGAAUGAACUGCGGAGCCUUUCUCUCCAUACAAGUAAUAUUUCCAGUUUGCCAGAGGGAAUCUUUCUGAGCCUUCAGAAACUGCAGAACAUUUCCCUCUUUGAUACAAGGCUUGAGGUUCUUCCUAGAAACCUCUUUCAUAAUCUCAAGCACCUCCAGAAAGUUUACCUGAAUAGUACUAACCUGCAGUCUCUUCCUGCAGACUUCUUUACCACUUUACCUGAGCUGGAAGAAGUUGUCCUUGACGACAACCCUUGGAAAUGUGAUUGCCAAAUUCUUGGUUUCCGAGAAUGGCUCCAAAAGAGCACAGCAAUAGUUAAAAAUGUGCCAUCUCUGAUGUGCCACAGCCCAAUGGCACUGCAGAAUAUUUCUCUUGUGUCUCUAAGCAUCGAUGACCCGGAGUGCCUGCCAACCACAGCUAUGACCUAUCAGACGUUCAGCUCAACUUUGACAUCUCCUGUGGCAGAACACUUCACAUCAUCUCAGGAGACAGUGCUGUCUGACGUGGAAAUCACCAGCAUACCCACAUCAAUUCCUCCUGCAGCUCCAGGGUUUACCUACUCCCAUGUUGAAGAUGUUGGACAACCUGGGCUACAUUUCUCAGAUGUUCCAGUCCAAACUUCUCCCAGCAUCAUAGCACGAACCAGCAGUGUUAAAGGGACAGAUUUAACUACUCUUGUCUGGUGGGAUGAGUUUCCAGCCCACAGCAGUGCUAAACCCUAUUUUAAUACCAGAGUUACUUAUUGCCAGCUAUUCUUGUGUGUUCACAGUUUGAUUUUAACACUCCAGACUGUAGUUAUUGUGCUCAGUCUGUAUGUGGUGGGCAACACCAGGCAACUCUUCCUCUCUGGAAAUAUUCCUGCUCAGCCUGUAGUUCUGAGAAGAAUAUUAAGAAGAUAGAGAAAUCUAGCCCAAGAAAGAACUGGAAGUGUUGCUUUGGAUGCUUUUGGAACAUUUGAGCAGUUAAUACUCAAUUAAGAUAUGGAUUACAGGUCUUCAUAGCAAAGACCAUAAGGACCUUGUCUUUAUAACAUAAUGGAAAUUAGUUUUAUGCACCUUGCAGCAUUUCCCAAGAGUGGCUGUAAUCACUGUAAAUUGCUACAGCACUUAGUGCAUGAACCCAGAGGGCAAGAUGGAAGUACUGUGGUCACCUCCACACAUGUGCUGUGGGUUUCCUGCCUUGGAGUGCUGCCCUGUCCUCUGCCAGAGGCUGCUGCCUGCUGAGUGUUCACUGCUCAGAUGGAGUGCCAUCAAUGGAGGAACUCUCACAUAGGAACAUGGCUUCAGCUGUGCUUUAGAGAUCGCCCAAAGAACUCCAAUAAUAUUAUUUCCUCUACUGCCUGCAGUCUUUUGUCUCCUUACUGAGAAAAAAAUGGUGGUUUUGGGAGGAGAUGCUGGGAAGGACCUUUAAACAAUGGGGAUGUGUGCAGAAUGGUGUGGUGCAAGUGUCUUAACUUCUGCUUUCUGUCCUCAGCCCCUUUCCAGGACGUGGCAUGAGGAAGGGGUACCAAUUAAAGCUAACAGCAAGGGAAGAUGCUGAGCUAGGAAGUAUAAUCAUGAUGUAUUUUAUUGUUUGAUUGGAGGUUUUCUGAAAACUUUGUAAAGUUCCUACAACUCUGAAUUUUAAGUAAACACUUUCAUCCUUAAA
Messenger RNA from Agelaius phoeniceus (red-winged blackbird), 3032 nucleotides. RefSeq names its product glycoprotein V platelet (gene GP5). Gene Ontology annotation, cellular component: extracellular matrix. The record is from RefSeq and is a predicted model, not a curated record. Lineage: Eukaryota; Metazoa; Chordata; Aves; Passeriformes; Icteridae. Gene Ontology annotation, molecular function: protein binding.